Gekko japonicus is the source of this 5224-nucleotide messenger RNA. It is a transcript of the gene OGDH, whose product is annotated as oxoglutarate (alpha-ketoglutarate) dehydrogenase (lipoamide). The transcript has 24 exons. Gene Ontology annotation, molecular function: thiamine pyrophosphate binding; oxoglutarate dehydrogenase (succinyl-transferring) activity. The record is from RefSeq and is a predicted model, not a curated record. NCBI's taxonomy places the organism in Eukaryota, Metazoa, Chordata, Lepidosauria, Squamata, Gekkonidae. Gene Ontology annotation, biological process: tricarboxylic acid cycle. Gene Ontology annotation, cellular component: mitochondrion; oxoglutarate dehydrogenase complex. The coding region runs from base 1 to 3372 and encodes 1123 amino acids.
AUGGCAACCUCGACGCCCCGCGUGGAAGGAUUCAGUACACAGACGGUGGAAGCAGCUGUGGGAAUAAGCCUGUCUUUUCCCGCCGGGGCUGGCAACUCGCCUGGAAGCAAAAACAGCCUAGACGGCCUGCGGGGCGAAUUUGCGGCAGCGCCUCCCCCGGCCAAGACGCCCAGAGGCAAGACCCAGCUGGCAAGCCGAGCCCUCCUCCACGCGGGCGCAAGGGGCGGUCACGCUUUGCACUCUUCAGAGACCUACCAGGAGCUCCUCCCGGAAGACAGAGUUGAUGGCGUUUGCCUGACGGUGAUGGCUAGACUGCGUUGGGAGAGUUGGUUAAGGACUUGUGCUACUAAAUUGAGGCCUCUAACAGCCUCGCAGACUGUUAAGACAAUUUCUCAAAACAAGCCAGCAGCACCAAGGACGUUUCAACAAAUCAGGUGCUACAGUGCGCCUGUUGCUGCUGAGCCGUUUUUGAGUGGGACUAGUUCGAACUAUGUGGAGGAAAUGUACUAUGCUUGGUUGGAAAAUCCCAAAAGUGUACAUAAGUCAUGGGACAUAUUCUUUCGCAAUGCCAAUGCUGGAGCUGCUCCAGGUACUGCUUACCAAAGCCCCCCUCCAUUAAGUACCAGUCUGUCGACCCUGACACGCGCACAGUCUUUGCUUCAAGCACAGCCAAAUGUAGAUAAACUGGUGGAAGAUCAUCUUGCAGUCCAGUCGCUUAUUAGGGCAUAUCAGGUCAGGGGUCACCACCAUGCCAAGCUUGAUCCUCUCGGCAUUAGUUGUGUAAAUUUUGAUGAUUCGGCAGUAUCCGAUUCUCCAAACGUCGGGUUUUAUGGACUGGCUGAAUCGGACCUCGACAAGGUCUUUCACUUGCCUACUACCACUUUCAUUGGAGGAAAUGAGUCUGCUCUUCCUCUGCGGGAAAUCAUCCACCGUUUAGAGAUGGCUUACUGUCAGCACAUUGGUGUAGAAUUCAUGUUUAUCAAUGACCUGGAGCAGUGCCAAUGGAUAAGACAGAAAUUUGAGACGCCAGGCAUCAUGCAGUUCACUAAUGAGGAGAAACGUACCCUGCUGGCUAGACUAGUCCGGUCAACCAGAUUUGAAGAGUUCCUUCAUAGGAAAUGGUCUUCUGAAAAACGAUUUGGCUUGGAAGGAUGUGAGGUGCUGAUACCUGCCUUGAAGACGAUAAUUGACAAGUCAAGCGAGAAGGGAGUAGAUUAUGUUAUCAUGGGGAUGCCGCACAGGGGGCGUCUGAAUGUUCUUGCCAACGUGAUCAGGAAGGAGUUAGAGCAAAUUUUCUGCCAGUUUGAUUCCAAGCUGGAGGCUGCAGAUGAGGGCUCAGGAGAUGUAAAAUACCACUUGGGAAUGUACCACCGAAGGAUAAAUCGUGUCACCGACAGGACCAUCCCUCUUUCCUUGGUUGCAAACCCAUCUCACUUGGAGGCUGCUGAUCCUGUGGUUCAGGGAAAGACGAAGGCUGAACAGUUUUAUUGCGGAGACACUGAAGGGAAGAAAGUGAUGUCCAUUCUUUUGCACGGUGAUGCUGCUUUUGCUGGGCAAGGUAUAGUUUAUGAGACGUUCCACUUGAGUGACCUGCCUUCCUAUACGACAUACGGGACUGUACAUGUAGUGAUGAACAACCAGAUCGGAUUCACUACUGACCCUCGUAUGGCUCGUUCAUCUCCAUACCCGACAGAUGUGGCCCGUGUGGUGAAUGCACCCAUAUUCCAUGUGAACGCUGAUGACCCGGAGGCAGUGGUUUAUGUAUGCAAUGUGGCAGCUGAAUGGCGAAGUACUUUCCACAAAGAUGUAGUGGUGGACCUGGUAUGCUACAGACGAAAUGGACACAACGAAAUGGAUGAGCCAAUGUUCACUCAGCCGUUAAUGUACAAGCAGAUCCGAAAGCAGAAGGCUGUGCUGCAGAAAUAUGCUGAGUCACUGAUCUCUCAAGGGGUGGUAAAUCAACCUGAGUAUGAGGAGGAAAUUUCCAAGUAUGAUAAGAUCUGUGAAGAGGCCCAUGCCCGGUCCAAGGACGAAAAAAUCCUUCACAUCAAGCACUGGCUCGAUUCUCCCUGGCCUGGUUUCUUCACUCUGGAUGGCCAGCCCAGGAGCAUGACCUGCCCUUCCACUGGUGUGAAUGAAGAAGAUUUGGUCCAUAUAGGAAAGGUGGCGAGCUCAGUACCUGUCGAGAACUUCACCAUUCAUGGCGGUUUGAGCCGGAUCCUGAAAACUCGGGGAGAGAUGGUUACUAAUCGGACAGUAGACUGGGCCCUUGCUGAGUACAUGUCAUUUGGCUCUCUCCUUAAAGAGGGAAUCCACAUUCGACUGAGCGGACAGGAUGUUGAGAGAGGAACAUUCAGUCACCGGCACCACGUCUUGCAUGAUCAGAAUGUAGACAAGCGGACAUGUAUCCCCAUGAACCACCUGUGGCCAAACCAGGCUCCCUACACAGUCUGCAAUAGCUCCCUCUCAGAGUAUGGAGUCCUCGGAUUUGAGCUGGGCUUUGCUAUGGCCAGCCCUAACGCUUUGGUUCUGUGGGAAGCCCAGUUUGGUGACUUCCACAAUACAGCUCAGUGCAUUAUUGACCAGUUCAUCUGCUCUGGGCAGGCCAAGUGGGUGAGACAAAAUGGCAUUGUGCUGCUGCUUCCUCACGGCAUGGAAGGCAUGGGCCCUGAACAUUCAUCUGCCCGACCCGAGCGAUUCCUGCAGAUGUGCAACGAUGAUCCAGAUGUCUACCCGAAACUAGAUGACUUUGAUGUGCGCCAGCUGUACGACUGUAACUGGAUUGUUGUGAACUGCUCUACUCCAGCAAAUUUUUUCCAUGUUGUGCGGAGGCAGCUACUUCUCCCCUUCCGGAAGCCGCUGAUUGUCUUCACUCCAAAGUCACUGUUGCGUCACCCUGAAGCUCGGUCCAGCUUUGAUGAGAUGCUGCCAGGCACACAUUUCCAGCGCAUCAUCCCGGAGAGCGGCUCUGCAGCCCAGAAUCCGGAGGGGGUCAAGAGAGUUCUCUUUUGCACUGGCAAAGUCUAUUAUGACCUUACUCGAGAGCGCAAGUCCCGGCAGAUGGAAACCGAUGUGGCAAUUACAAGGGUGGAGCAGCUCUCUCCAUUCCCUUUCGACCUCCUACUGAAAGAAUUCCAUAAAUACCCAAAUGCCGACCUGGUCUGGUGUCAGGAGGAGCACAAAAACCAAGGAUAUUAUGACUACGUGAAGCCUAGACUCCGCACAACCAUUGACCGUGCAAAGCCAGUGUGGUACGCUGGACGUGAACCUGCCGCUGCACCAGCCACAGGCAACAAAAAGAAUCACCUGACCGAACUGCAGCGCUUCUUGGAGACUGCCUUCAACCUCGACUCCUUCAAGGGCUUGUCUUAGAUCACACUUGGAAAUGGUUCAGCGGCACACGCCGUGUGUGCGUGCGUGCGUGUGUGUUUGUCCGCUCACCUCCUUUCUGUGUCCUUAACUAUAGACCUUGCAAUCCUAACUUAAGGCCCCUGUUAUUAACUUCUUGUUUUGCUCCGGAGGAACUGCCUCUUAAAUCACCCUUCUCCAGGAUGCUGGCGUUUCCUUCCCGGUACUUACACAAGCUCAGACCUUAGGAACAAUGUAGUGUCACUCCAGCACAAUUUUAGCAUCCUUUCCAAUCCCCUCCCCACCCCUCCAACCCAGUCCCCAUCAGCCACCUCCACUCCUUCAGAACUGAGGGUCUUGGAAGGACUGGCACUUGCCUUCCCAAUGACUUUCUCUCUGAGACUGACAGUUCCAGGGAAAUCACGCCUCAUUUCCAGCCUGAAAAUUAUGCUGGAAGCAGACAUUGCUUUUGAAUCCCAAACGCGAACACAUGCCCAGCUUUGAAGGGCAAGAGGUAUGUUCUUCGCAUUCCUGUUGCCUGGUCAAAUACUUCCAGAGCAGCACAGGAAUUGAACUGGAGGGGGGGGGGCACAAUUCCCUUCCUUUAAGCACCACUGAAGAUCCUGGAAUAGCACCCUCAGUCACCUCCCCUGUCUUCCAUGGCCUGGCCUUGCCCUUAGAGAAAGUUACUGAACACGUGCACUUCAAAUCCAGGCAUCCUUCUUCAAAGGAUUCUUUACUUCCUCAGAUGAAAAUGAUGGACUGUCCUCACCAGGCACUGAUCUGGUUUCUCGUUUUAUAGAAGCUGCAUCCCUUUGUAGAUCCUACAGCAUCACCGCUUGCCUCGGAAUCUGCUGACGGUCAUAACAGCCAUACCUAAAAAGGGCCUUUGAGUCUGCUUAGCUGCCAUUCUCCAAUGCUGUUGGCUAGGUAAUGCUGUCCUUCACAAUUGUGAAAAUUCACCCAGUUUGUCCACCAAUCAACGUAAUCUGCAAGGAAACUUAGACACUUAGAUCUGUCUCUGUCCUUGACUGUAAUUCCACAUCACGAGCGACAGCCUUAUUUGACUACAUUUUGUUGCAUCACUUAAGAAAGGGUAGCUUUAAAAAAAUUAUUUUAUAAUUCAUGAUCUGGUUGCACAUUUUCCCCCCUGGCCAUUUUUCUGACCAAGGUUCCAAGUAGGUUGUGUCUCAACACCAAAUGUUCAGGGUUUUGACCCUAAUGAGGGUUAGUGUUUCUGCAUGAUUGCUCAUAUGCCCACCAGAACAGGUUUCCUGACCUUAGCAGUGCCGAUGUGUUGCUGUCCAGCAUACUCACACACACACACCCCAAUCCACAGGCUGAAAAGCAACAACGGUCCCAGACAUUUUGGCUUUUAUGCCAGGGACAGACACAGUACCUGGCUUCUCUUUCCUGUCACUGGUAAUGGCUUCUAAUCACAGGAGUCACUUGGGAAUCUUUGGGUAGCAACCUGAGACUGCACUUGGGUUCUUUCCUUUGUGCUGAACAGCUGGCCCAAUGCGGUGGGCACGGACGGCCGCAGCAGUGACUCGAGAUGGGUUCCCACCCCCACUGGAGCCCACCUUCCCUCGACAGCACAGCACACCCAGAGGUGCCCUCCUCCUCCACAAGCCUGCGUCUGUUCUGUGUCCGUCUCCCGAGCUUCCGAACGAGGCCUGUACGUGCUCCUUGCUCAUAUCGGAGCCUUGUCUCUCUUCCAAAAAAAAAAUCUAAAAGGUCCAGCUCUCUAUCUGCCCAGCUUCCAGGUAUUAAUGGGAGAAGUACCGGUUCCUCCUGUCCCCCUAGCUUUCUCCUGUGUGUGCUGCCAGCCAUACAAAAAGUGUGUGCCAUCUUGUGAAUAAAGAUUUUUCUAGAA